CCCAAUGAUCCACUGGAGACAUGGCUGAGGGAGGACAAACAGGAGAGGAGCUGACCUGCGCGAUAUGUGUGGAGAGUCUCCGUGACCCGGUACAGUUACCCUGCAGCCACAGGUACUGCCGAGACUGUAUAGCUAGGUUUGCUGAGAUGUCUAAGCCUAAAGGCACCCCAGAGUCCUCGACGGAUCCAACGGAAAACGAUUGGCUGAUAGCCUGCCCAAUGUGCAGAGAACCGACCAAGCUAUGGAGAGAAGGGGUGACUGGCUUGUCGGUCAACACCUCUCCUGCAGGAGCGGGAGAGAAAUUCGAGUCAGAGGUAAAGGUCGAGUCAGAGGUCAAGGUUGAGGCGAGCAGUCUACGGUGUUCUCUGUGUGAAGAGGGAAACGCAAAGGCAGCCGUCAAGAUUUGUGCAGACUGUGACACUUUCUACUGUGAGGAUUGUCUAACUCACCAUCCAAUGAGGGGUAAAUUCAAACAUCACCAGCUAAUUUCUCCCCAAGAGUACAUCUUCCAGAGGCAGAAGGAGAGUCCGGAGAAGACCAAAGAUGAAGACCUGGACAUGUGUACAACGCACAAGAAGCCGCUGGUCCUGUACUGUGGCGCCUGUCAACAGCUCUGUUGUCUUGAUUGCAUGAAGGAACAUUGUGAACAUCCAAUGAGUGACAAAAUAUCAGCGUAUACGAAACUUAAGGGGCCAUGUGUUAAAAAAACUGAAGACAGCAUAGAGUUGAAAGACACAUUGACUGCCUUUGUUUCUGAAGCAGAGCAAUUCCUGAGUGACGUAAAGGAAAACAAAGAUGGAAAAAAAAGAGAAAUUGAAAAAGCUUAUAAAAAAGGCCUUGAAGUGCUGAAUACAUGGAGAAGAGAUGCCCUGGAGCUUGUUGAAAAAGAGCAUUCUCCCCUGACAAGCCAGAUGGAGACGUCAUUGGCGGAGCUUCAGGUGAAUAUGGGAGAAAUGGAGAAGAUAAUAGAAGAGUCGUCGAAUCUCCCAACUUCCCUCACAGAGAAUUUCUUACAGCUGUCCAAAACGCUGACCUCAAGGAUUGAUGAACAGCUGCCUAAAGCAAGAGUCUACCUGGAGCUACACAAGGAAGCAAUGGAGAAGCGUGAGAAAUGGUUGAAGCUGAAUCUAGUCUCGCCUCUUUAUCUGAACGUGGAUCUGAAGACAAUAUUAGUGUCGAAGAUGAAGUUCACGAGAACAGAUGACACAAGCUUAGUGAUUGAGGACAAUGGCUGUACGGUCAGACUUGAGGAUGGUCCUGACGAAUGGUGCACUGCCUGGACAGACAGUUAUAUGCAGACAGGAUGCCAUUUCUGGCAAACUGAUGUCUCCUGCCUUUCUUUACAUGAGCCUGAGACAGGCGAAUACAUGUGUUCUGCUGGUGUGACACAGGAAGACUGUGUCAACCUUGCUGAUAAAACUGGUGAGAACUGUUGGUGGAUUGGGAUUAAGCGGCGGAAACGUUUGUGCUAUAUUGACAGUCAUUGUGGUAAGGUGGAGAAAGGUUUUGCAGAACUGGUACCUUUACAGACUACACUCUCCCUGGGAUUCUGUCUGCAGUGUGAAAAGCGAAGACUUACAAUUGCAGACUGUGUACGAAACGCUGUAAUACUCAACAUAGACAACGUGGAUGUGUCCAAACCUCUUGUACCUGCUGUGGAUUUUGAUGGGAAGGUUCUACAAUCUGGGUCAGCUCAUCUUGUAACGGGUGACUCGGUGUCGCCACCAAGUGUCCUGUGGAGCAUAUUUUCUGGAGAUAAAAUUUCGUUUUUUGUAGAUUUGACAUUUAAAAUUAGUGUCUUUGUCUUACACCGACAGAGUAAAGCCAUGGCAGACACCGCACAAACGUUAGAGGAUCUCACCUGUGCAAUAUGUGUGGACCACUUCCGGGACCCGGUCAAGUUACCAUGCCAACACACGUACUGUAGAGAAUGCAUUCGUGCCCAUGCUGAAAAGUCCAGACCUAAAGAAACUAAUGACAUCUCCGAGUCCUCAAGAGUCCUAAAGCAGGAUUGGUUAAUAUCCUGUCCGCUUUGCUGGAGAGAAGCCAGUCUGGGAAGAGACGGCGUGGACGGGUUGCCAAACAACAUCUAUCUGGCCGAUAUGGUGGAUAAGCCCACUUCAGGGGAGACAACUGAGGAAAACGGGCCUUGGUGUUCUCUCUGUGAGGAGGACAACAAGACGAAAGCGGCUAAGUUUUGUACCAGCUGCAGGCUGCUGUACUGUGAGAGCUGCCUGGUUGACCUUCAUCCCGUAAGAGGCGAGUUCAGACGACACCGCCUGAUUUCUGCUGAAGGGUAUGGCCUCGAGAGAAGCACGGAAAUCCUUGGGAAGACAGGAGAAACUGACCAGGAACUAUGUGUGACACAUAGCAAGCCGCUCAUCAUGUACUGUGACGCUUGUCACAAGCUCAUUUGCAUAGAGUGUCUCACAGAACAUGGCGGACACGCAAUGCGUGAUAAAGAGACGGUGUACAGGAAGCUUAAGGAACCAAUUGUCGAGAAAACUAAUCUGUGCAAAGAGCUUAAAGACAGCAUGAAUGAUUUUGUUUCUGAAGUGAAUGGUUUUCUGCAGGAUACCGAGGGAAACGAAGGGAAACACAAAGCAGAGAUUGAAAAGGCUUAUAGUCAAGGCCUGGAAGUGUUGAAUACGUGGAGAAGAGAUGCCCUGGAGAUUAUGGACAACCGGCAUCUAUCUCUUACCAGCCAGUCAAAGACAGUCUUAAUAGAACUUCCGGAGAAACUGGCAGAAAUCGAGAAGAUGAUCCAAGAGGAAGUGGAUCUCCCAACUUCCCUCACAGAGGCUUUCUUACAGAUGUCAAGAAAUCUGACUGCAAGGCUUCAUAACCAGUUGCCUAAAGUUACUGGCUUCAUGAAAGAUCAGCGGGAAACUAUGACAAAUCUGGAAGAAUCCUUAAAGCUAUACCCAGCCGUCCCUAUACAUCUGGAUGUGAAACUGGAUACAGUAAAAGUUCCAAAGAUGAAGUUUAUCAGUACCUUUGUACACGACUUAACUAUCAUGGAGCAAUGCCGUAAGGUUAUGCUGGUAGGGGGCUCACAGCAGUACUGCGAAGCGUGGACAGAUGGUUGCUUUCAGACGGGAUGUUAUUACUGGCAAAUCAAGAUCUCUGCAAUUCCUUCUGUGAAAAAUGGGAACUGUAUCUGCUCAGUUGGUGUCAAGAACGAAAACUACACUCUCAAUGACAAAGCGGGCGCAAAAUGCUGGUGGGUUGGGAUUGAUCACUUAGAUGGUAAGGCCAGGAUGAAAAGUCCCUGUGGUGAGAUCAAAAAAGUCUAUAAGGAGUGGUUUACCGAUAGAAACUGUUACACGUUUGGGUUCUAUCUUAAUUGUGAGACACUGAGUUUAAUAAUAAUAGAUAGCGAGCAAGAUGACGUAAUACUCACCUUAAAAAAUGUGGACUUGUCUAAACCUCUUGUUCCUGCGGUUGAUUUUAGUGGUUUAAGAUUGCAUUCCGCAACAGCCCGUCUGAUUACUGAUGAUUUAGUAUCUCUGCCCACAGUUCUGUGGAGGACAUUGUAGCUUCUUGUACCAGACAUCACUGAGGCACAGGAUUUUUCUGUACUAUGUGUACCAGCACGUCUGAUUUUUGAUGAUUUGGUAUCUGUACCCACAGUUUUGUGGAGCACAUUGUAGGUUCUUGUACCAGAUAUCACUGAGGCGCAAGGUUGUUCUGUAGUAUCUGUAACCAGGACGCCUGAUUACUGGGAAACUAUCGAAACCACACUCAUGUUUUGACUUUUUGUGAUAAGUUCAGACAUAGCUCUUAUUCAUGUGAAAUAUCAAUGUUCUUCACUCAAAAUAACCCCCAAGAAAUAACCACUGUGAUUAUGUAAGGUCCUUGCUGUAAAACCUAUAAAAU
Messenger RNA from Liolophura sinensis, 3879 nucleotides. RefSeq lists its product as uncharacterized. Gene Ontology annotation, molecular function: ubiquitin protein ligase activity; zinc ion binding. The coding region runs from base 21 to 3539 and encodes 1172 amino acids. The record is from RefSeq and is a predicted model, not a curated record. The transcript is spliced from 12 exons. NCBI's taxonomy places the organism in Eukaryota, Metazoa, Mollusca, Polyplacophora, Chitonida, Chitonidae.